This is a messenger RNA of Helianthus annuus (common sunflower), 1687 nucleotides long. Its product is annotated as pentatricopeptide repeat-containing protein At5g42450, mitochondrial. The coding region runs from base 26 to 1594 and encodes 522 amino acids. Gene Ontology annotation, molecular function: RNA binding; protein binding. The record is from RefSeq and is a predicted model, not a curated record. The transcript has a single exon. Gene Ontology annotation, biological process: RNA modification. Lineage: Eukaryota; Viridiplantae; Streptophyta; Magnoliopsida; Asterales; Asteraceae.
CAAACCCUCUUAUUUUCAGUCAUUCAUGAGACCUGUAGUAACAUGUAAACAGUUUUUCUCACAGACUUGUUUCAACUCAAUUAAACAACUGCAUAAUCUUGUCAAUACUGAUCCGAUUAACACCCAGAAAUCACAUCAAAUCGCAACCAAAUCAGUAGUUUCAGCCCCUAAAAAAAGUUUGUUUUUGGACGCAUGUAAGCUGUUCGAUGAAAUGCCUCAAUGGGAUGUUGUAUCAAUCUCAACCUUGAUCAGCCAGUUAACCCGACAAAACCGACAUGAGGAAUCAUUCUACAUCUUCUCCAGGAUGCUUGAGAUGGAAAUUGAACCCACUGAAUACACAUUAGCAUCUCUCAUUCACGCGUCCACCGCUAUGAAGAAUCUUAAUAUAGGGAAGCAACUCCAUGCUUUCUCAAUUAAAACAAGCUUGAACUCGAACGUAUUUGUGGGUAGUGCUGUUUUAGAUCUUUAUGCUAAAACAAACACAAUUGAAGAAGCCCAAAUGGUGUUUGAAGAUACACAUAACCCAAAUGUGGUUUCUUACACAGCUUUAGUAUGCGGGUACAUCAAAAACGAGAGAUUCGACGAUGCGUUAAGAAUCUUUAGAACAAUGCCCGAGAAAAACGUUGUGACUUGGAACGCGAUGAUCGGAGGGUAUAGUCAAACGGGUCAUAACGAGGAAGCUGUAAACCUGUUCAUUGAUAUGUUGAGAGAAAACGUUGUACCGACACAGAACACUUUUCCGUGUGUCGUUUCUUCAGCUGGAAACAUAGCAGCCCUUAAUAUGGGGAAAAGUUUACACGCGUCGGCUAUUAAAACUUUGGUUAACGUCGGUGUAUAUGUUGGUAAUUCGUUAAUUAGCUUUUACUCAAAAUGCGGCAGCAUGGAAGACGGUUUGUUGGUUUUCAACAAACUUGGUGAUAAAAAUAUCGUUUCUUGGAAUGCGAUGAUAAACGGGUAUGCUCAAAACGGACGAGGUAAAGAAGCGAUUGAAUUCUAUCACCGUAUGCAAGUAAAAGGGGUCAAACCGAAUUCAGUAACCCUUCUCGGGUUAUUAUUUUCUUGUAACCAUGUGGGUCUUGUAGACGAAGGUUACGCGUUCUUUAACGAGGCUCGUGUCGAGAACCCUGGUUUACUUGAGCCAGCGCAUUACGCGUGCAUGGUGGAUUUGCUUGCUCGCUCGGGCCGGUUCUCGGAAGCUGAGAGGUUUAUUCAAGAUUUGCCGUUUGACCCUGGGAUUGGGUUUUGGAAAGCUUUGCUUGGUGGUUGUCAGAUUCAUAUGAAUAAUGAGUUAGGUGAGCUUGCGGCUAAGAAGAUUUUGGAACUGAACCCGAGUGACGUGUCUUCAUAUGUGAUGGUGUCAAAUUGUCAUUCGGCUGGUGAGAGAUGGCAGAGUGUUUUGAGCGUACGGCAGGAGAUGAAGGAGAAGAAGAUGAAACGGGUUCCCGGUUGCAGUUGGAUUGAAGUUGGAUGUGAGAUUCAUGUGUUUGUUAACGGGGAUCGGAGAUCCGGUCAGCAGGAUGAAAUUCAUGGGGUUUUGAGGUGCUUGUUUGAUCAUGCAGCGGAGUGUGGUUCAAGUUUAAGCUUAGUAGUUUAAAUCAACCAUAACCAUUGUUGUAUAAUUUAACAACACCAGAGAAAUCAAAAUCAAGAACUCACAGAUCAAUCAACUAUUUGCUCUCUUAUUCAA